AUGAGAGCACCCAGAAUGUUCCCAUCGGCGGUGCUGCCACCUCUGCUGUUACUAUUGCUGGUUUCAAUCCCUCGGUCACUGAGCUUGGACCCUUUUGGCUUCUCCCCUGGCAGUUCUCCAACGACGGAGCAGCCCCAGACCCAAAAGCAGCAGCCCGGACAGCAGCAGCCUCAGCAGCAACGCGAGCCACUUAGCUACUCCCGGCUCCAGAGGAAGAGCCUGGCUGUGGACUUCAUUGUACCCUCGCUAUUCAGGAUCUAUGCCCGGGACCUGCUACUGUUACUUCCAUCGACACCGGGUACCAGCCUACCCGAGGCGCGUAGUUCCCUGGCGCUGGACUGCUCACCUCUGCUGCUGCUGCUUCUGAGGCGUCAGGGUGCCUCCAGGACCGCUGCUCUGCCCCACCUACCACCCGGAGGACGAGUACUGUCCAAGGUCCUGAAGGGUGGCUCUGUGAGGAAGCUCCGCAGGGCCAAGCAGCUGGUGCUGGAAGUGGGCGAGGAGGCGAUCCUGGAGGGCUGCACGGGGACCUCCUCUAGUCCUCCGGAACAGGCGGCUGUGGCCACGGCAGGGAUGCUAGAGUUCAACCUCACAGAGAUGUUCAGUUGGUGGGUUCGCCACGGGGAAGGGCGGCUGCGGAUCCGCCUGAUGCCGGAGAAGAAGGACUCUUUGCCAGGCAGAGAAGUAAGACUGUCUGCAGCAAUAAGAGCCUCCCAGCCUCGUCUACUUUUCCAAAUCAUAAGGAAGGCUCCAAGCUCCCUGGAAUCUUCUACAAAGGUCCCUGCUCUCACUCCAGAACCCUUUAUCUGGAACCUAACAUGGAUCAUGAAAGACUCUCCCCCUUUCCUUUCUCAACGUAGCCGCUAUGGUUUCGAGUGCAACUUUGAUUUUCCCUGUGAGCUGGAGUAUUCACCACCGCUGCAGGAAGACAGAAACCACUACUGGUCUUGGCGCCACAUCACUUCUGAGGAGGCUUCCCAAAUGAACCUGUUCAGUGGUGGCCCUGUGCUGAUUCAUUCUGAGGAGAUGCCCAAAGGUUCUUUCCUUCUCCUCAACACAUCUGAAAACACCAAACAUACCAUUCUGAGCCCUUGGAUGAGGAGCAACAGUGAGCACUGCACCAUGGAAGUGUCCGUAUACAGGGACCUCCAAACCUCUGGGAGAUACAUGGCUCAACUUCUACCACACAAUGAAGCUAGGAGAGAGAUCUUGCUGGUUCCAAAUCCAGAGACACAUGGCUGGACAGUGCUCCAUGGCAGAAUUGGAUACCUGCAGAGUCCCUUCCGGGUCUCCUUGGAAUACAUCUCAAGUGCCAACGGGAGCCUAUCUCUGGUAGAUUCUUUGUCUCUGAAGAACUGCAGUGAAGGGAUGCCACCUAUCUCCAAAAUGGCCCUGAAGAGCUCCUUCACCUGCUGGAAUGGCACAACCAUCCACCUGGGCCAGGCUUGCAACUUUCAGAGAGACUGCUCUGAGGGCGAAGACGAGGGAGAAUUAUGCGAAAAACUCCCAGCUGGAUUUUAUUGUGACUUUGAGGAUGGAGACUGUGGCUGGAUUCAGGGCAUGGCCAUGCCCCAUACUCCCCAGUGGCAGGUUGGGAUCUUGGAGGAUGCCCCAUUUCCAAAUCACCAAGGCUAUGCAAUGCUGUUUAACACUAGCAAGGCUAGCCCAGCAGAAACUGUGGUACUGACCAGCAACAUGUUUCCUGCACCAAUGAAGAACUCUCCUUGUGAGCUCCAAUUCUCAUGGCUCAUCCAUGGAGUCUUGGAAGGAAACAUUACCCUGAUGCUGAUGGAGAACAAAACUGGGAAGGAGCAAAGCCGGACCAUCUGGUACUUCGCCAACAGUGAAGGUUUGGGCAUUUGGCAUCGGAUGGUCUUACCUCUUCCUGAUGCGUCAGACAGACGAGGGAAAUGGCUCGCCCACGGUAACACAGCCAGUCAGCUUGGGAGGAGCCUGGGUCUUAUCUGCCUUCAAAUACAGUGCUCUCUGAACUUCUCCGUGGUACCAGUGGAAGCAGAGAAGAGAUCUUCACGUGAGCUACGGGGCCAGUCUCUUGUUAAGAAGUUUCAUCUAAUAAUCUUCAAGGCUCCCAGAAAGGUUAGCCUGGCUUUUCAGAGCAACGGAAACAAAGCCACUAAUGAAAUUAUCCAGAAGGUUUGCGUUGGAGAGAACAAUGUGAUAGAAGAAGAGAUCCGAGCCAACCAAAGUGUGAAUGAGUGGGCUGGAGGUGGAGGAGGUGGGGGUGGAGCGACCUACAUUUUUAAGAUGAAGAAUGGAAUACCAGUGCCUCUGAUCAUUGCAGCCGGAGGUGGUGGAAGAGCCUAUGGGGCCAAAACAGAUACAUUCCAUCCAGAAAGACUGGAAAAUAACUCCUCUGUUCUAGGUCUGAAUGGCAUUUCUGGAGCCGCAGGUGGUGGAGGUGGCUGGAAUGAUAACACUUCCUUGCUUUGGUCGGGAAAAUCUUUGCUGGAAGGUGCUACAGGAGGACAUUCCUGCCCCCAGGCCAUGAAGAAGUGGGGGUGGGAGACAAGAGGGGGUUUCGGAGGGGGUGGAGGGGGGUGCUCCUCAGGUGGAGGAGGCGGAGGAUACAUAGGGGGUAAUGCAGCAGUGAACAAUGACCCCGAAGUGGAUGGGGAGGAUGGGGUCUCCUUCAUCAGUCCAUUGGGCAUCCUGUAUACCCCGGCUCUGAAAGUGAUGGAGGGCCACGGGGAGGUGAACAUCAAGCUUUAUUUGAACUGCAGCCAUUGUGAGGUGGAUGAGUGCCACAUUGACCCGGAGAGCCACAAAGUUAUCUGUUUCUGUGAGCAUGGCACAGUGCUGGCUGAAGAUGGGGUCUCUUGCAUAGUGUCACCCACCUCUGAGCCUCACCUGCCUCUCUCUCUGAUACUGUCUGUUGUGACCUCUGCCCUGGUGGCUGCCCUGAUCCUGGCAUUCUCGGGCAUCAUGAUUGUGUACCGCAGGAAGCAUCAGGAACUCCAGGCGAUGCAGAUGGAACUGCAGAGCCCCGAGUACAAGCUGAGCAAACUGAGAACCUCAACCAUCAUGACUGACUAUAACCCCAACUACUGUUUUGCCGGCAAAACCACAUCCAUCAGUGACCUCAAGGAGGUACCUCGGAAAAACAUCUCCCUCAUUCGGGGUCUGGGCCAUGGUGCCUUUGGGGAGGUGUAUGAAGGACAAGUGUCUGGAAGCCCCAGUGACCCCAGCCCCCUACAGGUGGCAGUUAAGACGCUUCCAGAGGUGUGUUCGGAACAGGACGAGCUGGAUUUCCUCAUGGAAGCAUUGAUCAUUAGCAAAUUCAACCACCAGAACAUUGUUCGCUGUAUUGGGGUGAGCCUGCAGGCCCUGCCCCGAUUUAUCCUCCUAGAGCUGAUGGCUGGAGGAGACCUCAAAUCCUUCCUUCGGGAGACUCGCCCUCGCCCGAACCAGCCCUCCUCCCUGGCUAUGCUGGACCUGCUGCACAUAGCUCGUGACAUUGCCUGUGGCUGUCAGUACUUGGAAGAAAACCACUUCAUUCACCGGGAUAUUGCUGCUAGAAACUGUCUCUUGACCUGCGCUGGACCAGGCAGAGUGGCCAAAAUCGGAGACUUUGGAAUGGCUCGAGACAUCUACAGAGCAAGCUACUACAGGAAGGGAGGAUGUGCCAUGCUUCCAGUCAAGUGGAUGCCCCCAGAGGCCUUCAUGGAGGGGAUAUUUACAUCCAAAACGGAUACGUGGUCCUUCGGUGUGCUUCUGUGGGAAAUAUUCUCCCUUGGAUACAUGCCAUACCCAAGCAAAAGUAAUCAGGAAGUUCUUGAAUUUGUCACCAGUGGAGGACGGAUGGAUCCACCCAAAAAUUGCCCUGGGCCUGUGUACCGGAUCAUGACUCAGUGCUGGCAGCAUCUGCCUGAGGACCGGCCCAAUUUUGCCACCAUCUUAGAGAGGAUUGAAUAUUGUACCCAGGAUCCAGAUGUGGUUAAUACUGCUCUGCCAAUAGAAUAUGGUCCCAUGACUGAAGAGGAAGAGAAGGUGCCCAUGAGGCCAGAAGAUCCUGACAGAAUACCUCCUCUCUUAGUCUGUCCACAGCAAGAGAAAAAAGAGGAUGUGUGUCCACCAUCUGUUCCCCCUCCACUGCCCACCACUUCCUCUGGUAAGCCCUUGAAGAAAGCAAUGGCUCUGGAGCCUCCAGUCCGUGUCACCAGAGGGACACCCGUAGAAGGAGGACAUGUCAACAUGGCAUAUUCUCAGUCUAAUCCACCAACAGAGCUGCACAAAGGGCGUGGAUCAAGAAACAAACCAACCAGUCUUUGGAACCCCACAUAUGGCUCCUGGUUUACAGAGAAAUCUGCAACCAAAAACAAUCCCCUGACAGAGAAGGAGCAGCCCGAGAGGGGUAAAUUGGGGCCAGAAGGACAAUCCACCACAGGGCCACCCAGUGUUGUCCCCGGCAGGCUGCCAGGGUCCUCCCUGCUCUUGGAACCGUCUUCCCUGACUGCUGCCGUGACAGAAGUGCCUCUGUUUAGGCUCCGCCACUUCCCUUGUGGGAACGUCCACUAUGGAUAUCAGCAGCAAGGCUUACCAUUGGAGGCCACCCCAGCAGCUGGCAGUUACGGGGACACCGUUCUUAGAAAUCCGAGUAGCAUGACCCAGCCUGGUCCCUGA
This is a messenger RNA of Vombatus ursinus (common wombat), 4641 nucleotides long. RefSeq names its product ALK receptor tyrosine kinase (gene ALK). The transcript is spliced from 26 exons. Gene Ontology annotation, molecular function: ATP binding; protein binding; transmembrane receptor protein tyrosine kinase activity. Gene Ontology annotation, cellular component: membrane; signaling receptor complex. Bases 1 to 4641 code for a protein of 1546 amino acids. Lineage: Eukaryota; Metazoa; Chordata; Mammalia; Diprotodontia; Vombatidae. The record is from RefSeq and is a predicted model, not a curated record. Gene Ontology annotation, biological process: multicellular organism development; regulation of cell population proliferation; cell surface receptor protein tyrosine kinase signaling pathway.